GGCUGGCCUUAGUUUCCUGGCAACUGGGCAAAUGGCAAAUCAAUUACCGUUUGUUUGGAACUGUCAGGAAAGGUGUGAAUUUUUCACACUUGCACUGCGCUUCGAGCUGUUCAAUUGAUUGGCAACGGAUUCAUUUCUGUGACCAUGUCCACGAGUGUGCUGAACACGAUUCUGGCCGUGGACAAGGAGCAGGAGCUGCUGCAGAGCUUUAUACGCACUGGCGCCACGGCAGAGGAGGAGUCAUUGGAUGAGUCGAACAAAAGGUCAAAGGGUCGCAGUCGUGCCUCCCACAAGCCGCCCAUCUGGGAGAGACGCGACUCGUAUGGCGGCGGCGGCGGUGCCGGCGGUGCUGGCAAAUCCGCCUCAGAUCGUGCCGCCCGGCGAACUAGCAAGCAUCCGGAUGAUUUGGAUGCUGGCGGCUCCAAGCGCGGCAAUCGCAUCGAGGCCGAGCUGCGCGCGGCACGCAAACGCAUCGAGGAGCAGAUGCUGAAGAAAAAGAAGCCCAAGGAGAACUUCGUGGACUUCUACACGGACAAGGAUCGGGCGGCGGCGGUCAGUGCGGGCGCCUUCGACAUCAAGCAGAGUCUGCAGAUCAAACAGAAACAGGAUCGCAACGAGGCGCUGCUCAUACCCGACGAGGCCGACAUCAGCUCGAUCAUUGCGCUCGGCUUGAAGGAGAUCAAAAAUGCGAAUCCCGAGAAUGCCAUACAUUUCUUUUGCAAGGCACUGGAGCUGAAUAACACGGAUAUCAAUGCCCUAAUCUCGCGCAGCAAAUGCUAUUUGCUGCUGGGCGAGGCAUCGAAGGCGCUGCAGGACGCGGAGACGGCGCUCGCUGAGGACAAGAACAACAUACGCGCCAUCUACCAAAAGGCCGAGUCGCUCUACUACCUCGGCCAGUUCGAGCAGAGUCUGAUGUUCUUCCAUCGCGGCCUGCGCGCACGGCCGGAGCUCGCGCUGUUUCGCCUGGGCGUGCAGAAGACCCAGGAGGCCAUUGAGAACACCAUUGGCACCAAGACGCGCGCCAAUCAGCCGCCGGCCACGGCCAAGAGCGGCGUCUCACGCAUAUCGGGCGACAACACGCCCAAGUCCCAGUCGCUGUCGCAGCCCGGACGCCAGCGGGCCACCAAGGCGGAUCUGGAACGGCGCAAUGCACGCAAGCUGCUGGGCGAGCUGUGCGUGGACAAGGAGUACCUGGAGAAGCUGCUGCUGCAUCCGGAUCUGAUACGCGCCGACACCAACACGGAGAAUAUCUCAGCCCUGGCCAAAGAGGCCGUUUGCUUCCUCAACAAGCGGCAGGAGUUCUGGCGCCAGCAGAGGCCCUGCACAGCGCUGCCGAAUCAUAAGAAUCUGCCCAAUGAUGCGAUACCCAAGUGGUUCUAGAUGGCCCAACAGAUUGACUAUUCAUUAGGCAGGCAAAGAUCUCUGCUAGACGUCUCCAUAUCACAAGCCUUUAUCCAAUGCUUCCUCUCUAGCUAAAUAGUUGUAGAUUAAGGCCUAGACUAUAUAUGUGUUUAAGUAUUACGUUUUCCGUUUUGAUUACAAGUUAGAAACU
This is a messenger RNA of Drosophila navojoa, 1552 nucleotides long. RefSeq names its product outer dynein arm-docking complex subunit 4. Gene Ontology annotation, molecular function: protein binding. Lineage: Eukaryota; Metazoa; Arthropoda; Insecta; Diptera; Drosophilidae. The record is from RefSeq and is a predicted model, not a curated record. Gene Ontology annotation, cellular component: cytoplasm.